Messenger RNA from Macrobrachium nipponense, 471 nucleotides. RefSeq lists its product as uncharacterized. NCBI's taxonomy places the organism in Eukaryota, Metazoa, Arthropoda, Malacostraca, Decapoda, Palaemonidae. The coding region runs from base 1 to 471 and encodes 156 amino acids. The record is from RefSeq and is a predicted model, not a curated record. The transcript has 2 exons.
AUGACGACAACACUAGCAGAGACUCCCAGAACAUCUCCGAUCAAUACAACCAAGGAGCAAUUCGGGCUUCGGCAAUGGGGCAUUCUUUCACCGUACCUGUUUAAUACGUACCCAGAUGCCCUGAAUGUCAAACUAAACUCACUCCUAAUUGGAUGCACUGUCAAUGAAACAACUAUAAACAAUCGCUGUUACGCAGACGAUAUGGUUCUGAUUUCCCCAUCAGUGCAAGGUCUCCAACGACUCAUCGACACUUGCCGCCAAUAUGCAGAGGAAUUUGAUAUACUAUACCCCGAAACCAAGAACCAGUGCAGUAUGUCUCUGCCCCCGAGAUCGCUUAAGCAUAUUGCAGAAACACAAAUUUUCUUUGGAAAUCAUCGGCUGGAAUUCGUGAACGAAUUUCCGUAUUUGGGUCACAUUACCACGGGCGAUCUAGAAGAUACGGCUGACAUAGAUGAGGCGCUUGUUCCCUAA